AUGGCAACAGACCAAAUCUCCAUCCUCUUCGUCUGCCUAGGAAACAUCUGCCGCUCCACAAUGGCCGAAGGCAUCUUCCGAUCCAUGGUCUCGAAACCACCCUACAAAGCCCUUGUCUCGGAAGUCGAUAGCUGUGGAACUGCAGCUUAUCAUACGGGAUCGAGUCCUGAUUCUCGAACCAUGUCAACGUUGGAGGAUAAUGGGAUUACGGACUAUGAGCAUGCGGCGAGGAAGAUUCACGUGUCGGAUUUCCAGAAGUUUGAUUAUAUUUUCGCUAUGGACCGCGACAAUCUUCGAGAUUUGCAGAGAGUCCAUGCAAGAGCGGGUGGCAAGGCUAAAGUCAUGUUGUUUGGAGAGCAUGCUGGGAAGAAGAAGGCUGAAGAGGUUCAAGAUCCUUAUUACGGGGCAAGGGACGGGUUCGAGAUUGCCUACGAGCAGUGUGUAAGAUUCUCUAAGAACUUCUUGCAGGAGGUCUUUCCUGAUGUCAAGGCUUGA
Molecule: messenger RNA, 495 nt
Organism: Lachnellula hyalina
Lineage: Eukaryota; Fungi; Ascomycota; Leotiomycetes; Helotiales; Lachnaceae
Gene: stp1
Product: Low molecular weight phosphotyrosine protein phosphatase
Exons: 3
Coding region: 1-495 (164 amino acids)
Biological process (GO): protein dephosphorylation
Cellular component (GO): cytoplasm
Molecular function (GO): acid phosphatase activity; non-membrane spanning protein tyrosine phosphatase activity
Source: RefSeq, a predicted model, not a curated record